AUGCCGUUCCUUAAGAAGAUUACUGGUGGUAAUAAUACUCAUUCCCGCUCAACAUCAUCAUCAUCUUUGAAGACAUGGUCACAGGAAUCACCGAGUUCAAUAUCGAAUAAGCACACUAGUUGGCUUCCGCCAGUAUCAGGUAAGAAAAGAGGCCCUGGUGACCACAGACCACUGAAUUCGAGUAAUAGAAGUUCCUACGGACAUUUUGACGGCGGAUCCAUAUUCGGUAGAUCAUCUGCAGAAUAUGAUGAUCAACUUGGUGGUGGAUCAGAAGAAUCUGAAGAUACUUCACCAUACCUUUGGGCAGCUGGUGCAAGCACAGCUCCAUGGAGUGAAGAAGAUGUUUCAGAUGCAAGAAAAGUAUCAGAUGGUAGUACAAAUAGUUUAUCAUUUGAUAAACUGAUUCUUUCCUGGGAUCCAACAGACCCUGAAGAAUGGACCCCGCAAAGAGUUACUUCAUGGCUAAAAUUUCACGAUUUCCCAGAAUCUUGGGUCAAUCUAUUUAGAAAAUAUCAAUUAUCAGGCCAAAGGUUCAUCAGGUUAUUAGCAUAUGACAAUUUUGUCAUUUAUGAAAAGUACUUACCUCAAACUAAAAAUGCAUCCUUUAGUAAGUUCCAAUAUCUGUUGAAAAGAACUAUGAAGAAGAAUGUGAUCAACAAUCACAUUAGACAAAAGAGUGCGGAUAAGGCUAAAGAUACUAGAUCAUCAAGUGAAUUUUUGAAAUCCAAAUAUAAAACAAAUAAAUCCCAAGAAGAUAUUGGCAGCUUAAGAUCUGCAUCUGAAUCUGCUCUUUCACCAACUAAAUCAGGUCCAUCCCCCAAGAUUACGGAGGAUACCGGUAAAAAUAUCAAUCAAGAUAAACAUGAGAAAAAUGGUGGUAGUAGUAGCACAUGUAUUACUUCACCAUCCAAGGCUCAUCAAAAGACAAAAAGUACUGGUGCAUUAUACAGAAGAAGCUUCAUAUCGAUGAGAGGCGGUUCUUCUGGAGAAAGCGGCUCAUCCUCAUCAACAAUCAAACCACCUUCCAGCAUACGACUAAACAUCCCAACUGCAGCUCAUUCUGCUACUGAAUCUAAGACCGAUUCUGCUAAAUCAAUUUCACCAAUUUCUCCAUCCUACCCGGGGAUUUUUAAACGUCAUCAAAAGAGUAGUUCUUCCGAAUCCUCACUACUUAACACACUAUUUGGAUCUGCAUAUGGCAAUGCAACUGCGGAAGAUCAUCCUGACAAGGGCACACAUUUACAAGGCCGUAAUUUGUCAAAUGAAAGUCUACCCAAAUCUAAAAUACAUUUGCAUGAGACUAAUUCAUCAUCACCUCUAAAACAAUCACCGGUAGUCUCAGAGGAAAAGAAUACUCUGUGGUCUAAAUGGAAGAGAAAAAGUCAAAUCGGUGCUACGGGAAUUAAUUCUCCCCAGAAUUCAGUACAUCACUCUGCUAAACACUCUUCAACAGAUUCACCUAUUUCCACCAGACCAGAUAAUAACUCUACGGCUCAUACUUCGAUAAUUACGUCAGAACAACCUAAAACAUCGUUAUUAAAUGUUACCAACAGGGAAGAAGAGCAGCAGCAGCAGCAGCAGCAGCAGCAUAGAUAUAAAGAUAAUGAAAAGAGGAAUGAUAUUUUCAGCCCUUCGAGUUAUUUGCUCGAUAAGAAAUAUUACCCAUUAAGGAGUAAAGAAGGUAUGGACGACACUUAUAUUUUAAUCACUAGGGACAACAGAUCAUUUAUGCCUCUUAAUUUAUCAAUGAUAUCCAAUUUGGAAGAUUUUAAAGAUUCUGUCACUCUACUAUUAGGAAUUGAUCAUAAGGACAUAACUAUCCAUAUGACCGACUUUGGUUGUGAAAUUGGAUCUUCAUUACCCGAUGACAUGUUAGAGACUUUAAGAUCAAGUCUUUUUCUUAAUACCGCGGGUAAACUUUUCAUUAAAGAUCAAUCAAGGAAACCUGAAAAAGGUUUAACGCCAGCUGUACCCCAUGGGUUGGAACGUCCAGCUUCCGUGAAACCUAAAAGCUCUUUCAAAUCAGUAGGAAGUAACAUUACAACCUCGACAGAUGACAUUUCUAUUGUCACUUCUUCUUCAGAUAUUUCAGUGCAUGACGGUCAGAACUUGGAGUCAACGAGAAGAUACCCUCAGACACCAAAUGCAUACUAUGAAGUGGGAUUUGUUAGUGGGGCACCAAAUGGGAGUCAUGAUACCAAGAGUUCUAACAGCGAGGAAAUAAAUUAUUUCAAUCUUAAGAAUCGUCCAGCUAAUCCUCCGCCAAAGACAAAAAAUCAAAUCCCUAGCUCAUCAUCAUUUUCCAACAAAGUCCCCAAUUUAUCGGAGAAGGAGAGAAAAGGUACAUUCCACAUCCUGCGUAAAGAUUUUGGUAAUGAAAUUGAUUUCAACAAGCGAAGAGAAUCGCCGUAUGUCCAACCAGAAUUAGCUCCAAAGCGAGAAGCCCCCAAACCACCAACAGGAGGAUCUCCUCAAAGGUCACUUUCAGUCUCCAGUCAGGUUUCUGGUUCACAUUUGAGGAAGGAUAACUCUAAAGUGCCACAUGGCAAAAAGGCUAGACCACCACCAUCACCAGCAUCAAGUUCAUUGGAAGAAACAAGCCCCUCAGACAGUCUCGUUAAUUCCUAUACUCCAGGUUCUAGUCACGUAUUGGUACCACAACCUUACAAAGGAGCAAAUGAAUCGCCAAGAAGAAUAAGAUCUGAAGACGACCAACCUGCAACUUCCGUGUCUUCUUCAUUUAUAGCUAGGCAAAGAAUGGCACGCUCUGAUUCAAUCGCGUCAACUGCUAGCUCAUCCCAUUAUAGUGCCUCACCGUUACUCAAGCGUGGCAGCUCCAAGAGAAUUGUAUCUUCAGCUUCUGCCGCUGAUGUCUUUGAAGAAAAUGAUGUCACUUUUGCUGGCGCUCCUGAAUUAUCUGAUUCGGAUGCCAGUAGUGAUGAGAGCAGUUCUUCUGACACAAUUAUCUGGUCAAACGGUAAGCAACAGAACUCAGAUAAUUCUCAAAAGACAGCAGUGAAUAGUCAAAACUCUUUGGUUAAAAGCACAAGGUCUGGUUCUUCAGAAGCUAUAGAUAGCCUACCAAACAAUGGAUUGGAAAGAAAAAUGACACUGAGACCUUCUCCCGAAGUCGUUUAUCAAAACUUGGAGAAAUUCUUCCCCAGAGCUAAUUUAGAUAAACCAGUUCUUGAAGGUGUAACACCUCCAGCCUCACCUAGAAGUGAUGAUAAUUAUUAUCCCUCUACCAACUUUGCGGAGUUCAAGCCUAAAGUUUCCCAUAAUAAAAUAGAGAGUCAAAGUCUCCAGGUUGCCCCAAGUUCCAAUGUUGAGCCACCUCAAAAGCCAAAGGCUUCCAAGUUUCCCAAAAGGGCCAGAACCAUUAGAACUAUUGCUCAUGAGGCCAGUGAAAAGAGAAAACAGUCUAUGAAGCUGAAAAGACAGAACACUAAAAUGUGGGGUACCAGAACGGUUGAAGUUACUGAUAAACGACUGGUUUCAAUUAACAAAUCCAAGAAUUCUAAGGGCGAAUACAAAGAAUUUGCAUGGAUCAAGGGUGAAAUGAUUGGUAAAGGAUCAUUUGGUGCAGUGUUUCUGUGUUUAAACGUAACGACCGGUGAAAUGAUGGCGGUAAAACAGGUUGAAGUUCCCAGAUACGGCUCUCAGAACGAAGCUAUUAUAUCUACCGUAGAGGCUCUUAGAGCUGAAGUUUCUACACUUAAGGAUCUGGACCAUUUGAACAUCGUACAAUAUCUGGGUUUCGAAGUCAAGGAUAGCAUUUACAGCCUGUUCCUCGAAUAUGUUGCUGGUGGUUCUGUGGGUUCGUUGAUUAGAAUGUACGGAAAAUUUGAUGAAAAGUUAAUUAAACAUCUGACAAUCCAGGUCCUAAGAGGUUUAUCUUACUUGCAUUCGCGUGGUAUCUUACACAGGGACAUGAAAGCUGAUAAUUUGCUUCUGGACCAAGAUGGUGUUUGCAAAAUUAGUGAUUUUGGUAUUUCUAGAAAGUCUAAGGAUAUUUAUUCUAAUUCAGAAAUGACUAUGAGAGGUACAGUCUUUUGGAUGGCUCCUGAGAUGGUUGAUACUAAGCAAGGUUACAGCGCUAAAGUCGAUAUUUGGUCCCUUGGCUGUGUUGUUUUAGAAAUGUUCGCCGGCAAAAGGCCAUGGUCCAACCUUGAAGUGGUUGCAGCCAUGUUUAAGAUUGGUAAGUCAAAAUCUGCUCCUCCCAUUCCAGAUGACACGCUUCCACUGAUCUCCCAAAGUGGCAGAGACUUUUUAGAUCAGUGCUUCAAGAUUGAUCCUGAAGAGAGACCCACAGCUGAUAAGCUUCUUUCUCAUCAAUUUUUGAAAGUUAGCUCGAAGUAUGAUUUUAAAUCAACUAAAUUAGCAGAAUUUAUCAAAUCCAAUGACAAGUUGAACUCUACCAAGUUGCGCGUUGGAUCGCACGAUAAGGUCCAAUUAAAAGGUUGA
Molecule: messenger RNA, 4464 nt
Organism: Zygosaccharomyces rouxii
Lineage: Eukaryota; Fungi; Ascomycota; Saccharomycetes; Saccharomycetales; Saccharomycetaceae
Gene: BCK1
Product: mitogen-activated protein kinase kinase kinase BCK1
Exons: 1
Coding region: 1-4464 (1487 amino acids)
Biological process (GO): protein phosphorylation
Molecular function (GO): protein kinase activity; ATP binding
Source: RefSeq, a predicted model, not a curated record